Messenger RNA from Puntigrus tetrazona (Sumatra barb), 4088 nucleotides. It is a transcript of the gene scamp5a, whose product is annotated as secretory carrier membrane protein 5a. The coding region runs from base 383 to 1075 and encodes 230 amino acids. NCBI's taxonomy places the organism in Eukaryota, Metazoa, Chordata, Actinopteri, Cypriniformes, Cyprinidae. Gene Ontology annotation, cellular component: recycling endosome membrane; trans-Golgi network membrane. The transcript has 7 exons. The record is from RefSeq and is a predicted model, not a curated record. Gene Ontology annotation, biological process: protein transport.
GUUUCGUUCCUUCAAAACGCGUGCUUCAGGACCGCGGAGAGCGGCGGCUGGGCUUCGCGAGCGUGAAGCGGCGAAGUAUCGCGAGUCCCGGGGCCUGAUUUAUUCAGCAUCACGCGCGCUCACCCCUCGCGGAGCGGACGCUCGUCGACGCGCGUGCGUGUGUAGGAGUACCGUGACGCGAUUGUUUUCGCUCCCGUACCCCCCGACAUCGCCUCGCAAGAUAGCGGAUCUGGAGAACGUCCCCAGUCGCACCCGUCGCUGAAUGGAAAGCGGUUUGUUGGAUGCGAGCGGACGCGUACAUCGGCAGCACAAUCUUGGGUGAACGCGCGAGAAGGUUUUUCAAUCUUAAAGUUUGACGUUGGUGACCUGGAAAAUAAUCUCCAUGGCAGAAAACAACUUCCCUCCUCUUCCACGGUUCAUUCCCCUGAAACCAUGUUUUUACCAAGACUUCAACGAGAUCCCAGACCAGCGGCGUACAAUGUGCAAACGGCUGUAUUACCUAUGGAUACUGAAUAGUGCCACCCUAGCAGUGAACCUGAUUGGCUGUCUAGCGUGGAUGUGCGGAGGGGGCGGGGCGACCAAUUUUGGGAUGGCCAUUCUGUGGCUGAUACUCUUCACCCCGUGCUCAUAUGUGUGCUGGUUUAGGCCCAUCUACAAGGCCUUCAAGACAGACAGUUCUUUCAACUUCAUGGCCUUCUUUUUCGUCUUCAUGGCACAAGUGGUGAUUAGCAUCAUCCAGACUGUAGGAAUCCCAGGAUGGGGAGUAUGUGGCUGGCUGGCAACCAUCACUUUUUUCAGCACUAAUAUCGGCUCUGCUGUUGUUAUGCUGAUUCCAACCAUAAUGUUCACUGCCGUGGCUGUUCUCUCGUUCAUUGCCCUCACCAAGGUUCACAACUUCUACCGUGGCAGCGGGGGCAGCAUGAGCAAGGCUCAGGAAGAAUGGACCACCGGCGCUUGGAAGAACCCUCACGUCCAGCAGGCAGCACAGCAGGCAGCUAUGGGGGCUGCGCAGGGGGCCAUGCAGGGCCAGCAGUACUCGGCCGCCCCAACCUACAACUACGACGAGCCAAUGUAGAUCCUUUUCAGUCGCGAUGGGGGGGAGGGGACAGAAACAGGGUAUUUGGGAGGGAGUUCCGGAGGGAUAAAUGGUUGAAACGGGGGAAGGGAGAAAAGAAGGAUACAUCGGACCAAUUGGAAUUUAAACGAAUUUCCACCAGUACGACAAUACAUACUUUUGCUUAAAUCGUUUUAAAAGUGUGCGAUAGGUUGAAGAGUUGCUUUUGGUAUUUAGAAGCCCUCAGUAGGAAAGCGUCACUCUCGCCACGUGGUAUUACGGCAGAUUUAAUUAACGGUUAUGUAGUGUUUCUCCACUUAUCGUAUUUCAAACAUGGCUGAACUGGAGCACCAGUAAGGAAACAUUCCAAAGCUCACUACGUUUCUAUAGUAACUAGAAUCUCAGAUUGGUCUGUGUGGUGUUUUCAGGCCAGUUCAGUGUUCUGUUUGGCUGUUUGUAUUCAAGAACACAUUUCCACUAUUUAGCAAAUGCAAGACGCAUUUCCCCUCACGGUUUUAUGACUAAACGUACGUUUAUGCACAAAGAGAAGAAAUGAUCAGCUUAGGGAAGUACAUUGACUGGUGUUUACUUGAUUUUGCAGUUGAAAAAGUAUAAACCCAGCCAACAGCAAAUGUUUCGGAGAACUUUGGCGAUGUUUUCUUCAAGUUAUGAACAAACGUUCUAGUAACGCCUAAUGUUUCUUCAAAGUUAUCUGGUCUUUAAUAAUGUUCUCAAACGUCAGCUAUGCUAUUAAUGCAGCAUUCAUGGAGCGUUUUCCUUCUAAAUCGUUUUAGCCGGACAUUUACGUUUUUUUAAUAUAUUACUACUCGUUUUAGAACGUUUAGGGAACACAUUGACGCAAUGUUUGCAAAAUGUUCCGUUAAAACUUGUGCAUCUAAGAAAAAAAAUUUAAACAAACGGUUAAAAACAAUGUUUUCGUAACGUAACAUGAACGUUAGCAAAACGUUCUUAGAACGUUUGUGUUGGCCGGGAAGUUUAUAAACGUAUUGUUUGUCUUGAGAGCUUUACAUCAAGUGCAAAUACAAAGAAAGUUUUCUUUUUCUGUGAAGGUGCAAGGAAAGCCAUAUGUUUACAUUUGUUUUAGUUAUGUAUUUUCGUUGUGUUAAAGGAGGUUUUAGUGAUUGCGGUUGUGUUUGUUAAUACUGUUUUCUUUACCUCAGGAUUUAAUUGUCUCAUUUUACAGCUGAUGCACCGUAGCCGAGGUUUCGGCUAGCGGAAGGGACUGGACGAGAUAUUUGAACAUGUACAUGUUGUACGUUUGUACAUUAGUUGAUUUCUCACAUAUUUAAUCUGCUCUUAUAUAUAUAUUUCAAUCCAUUAUGUUCUGAAUCUGCGACGAAGGCUGGUGUUUUAUCUCACAGAAAUCGUUAUUUUGCAUAUAAUCUCAGACUGAAUUUUAGAAAUAUCUGUAAAAUAUGGCUUCUGGGUGGUUUAUUCCCCACUGGUCUAAACCGUACAACUAAAGCACAUUAUGAAGUAAUAUUGUCUCAAGUACAAUAUAUAUAUAUACACAGUAUCAUAUUAAUUAUUGAUUACUCUCAUAGUGAUGUAUUGUAGUACUCUGCAUUUUCCCAAAAUGUUUGGCGAUUUUUCUGAAAAUAUUUUUUUUAAAUUAUUAUUAUGCAUCGACAAGCAAUUUCUGUGUGAAAUUCGAAACGACAGAUAUUUAGAGAUUAUUUAAACUCUUUCGGACUUGAAAAUUGUGGAUCUGUAAUAUACGGUAGAACACUUAUUUAGAUUAGUCUGAAUCUACAGUCUGAGGAGCCGGUCACUGAUGAACAAACAGAUGGUUGACUGAGGAACUGGGUCAUAGUUAUAUGAAAAUAAAGUAUGAAAUAGAUUAAAAUAAUAGUGUACAGUAUAUGUAAUAUGUCAUCUUAGUGUCUCUAUCAAGGCUUGUAAAAUACUUUCAAUCAUUUCAAGAACUGUGAAACGCCCAUGUGACACUACUCAUGUAUGUUUGGGGAGUUUUUCUGUGCUUUUUUUGUUUUGUUUGUUUCUGUACAGAUCUUUCUGUUGAUGUUUCGAUAAUGUGCGUAUUUGGGUGUUUUGAGCGUAACAAUCUGAUGUUUAGUACACUACUGUGGGGGCUUGGUAAGACAGGACUUCCUGUGCAGAGCUUCGGCUGAGGUUUCGUCCCUGACUGACAUCCGCGGUCCUCUCCCGUGCCCUCUAGUGGACGGGAUGUAUCAAACUUUACCCGUUCGUUUUCUGACGGUCGGUCGCCUAAUAAGAAAACACUGACAGAAGCAAUAUCGAUAUCUGUCAUGCAUGAUCUGAUCACAUUAACGAGUGUGAAUGUUAUAUUUCAGCCGCACCAGCAAAAGCUAAGGUCACUGUCCUUUCCGAGACCCGCCAUGUUUUUUGUGCCCUGAUCUUCAUGCCUAAUGUAUCCCAAGAGUAGACAAAGCCUUGUUCAUACUGUAAAGUUCAGUGAGUGGAAAGAUGCCAGUAGAGUAACACAAAACAGAUAGUUGUCUUUGUAUAGUGAGUUGUGUGUGGUGCUUGGUAAAUCUGUGAAUUGAACCAAACCUUGUGCCAUGUGUACAAAGGCACUCUGUAUGUGUGUAGAUGUUAAUUAUUUUGUCACGUCUAAAGUGGAAUGUAUUGUUGACUUGGAGACAAGAACCGCAGUCCAGUACAUUUUACAGGUUUUCUUUUUUUUUUUUUUUAUCCACUUCUCUUUAUUUUUUCUUGACUUGUAGGAGUCAAAACAUUUAAAUGAUUUUGUACUAAUAUCAAUUCAGCCAUAUUGUUUUCCCUCAGCUACUAUGUUUAGUGUACCUUAAUCUGUAUUUAAUUCAACGCCAACACUUUAACAUGUUAGGUUUAACGAGAAAAGCGCUAAUUAGAAAUCAAUCGGUCAAUCAAUCAUGCAGACGUGAAGCUCAAUGGUUGUGAUUUCUGAAGGUGGUUGUUUUUGAAGUUUGAGAUGAAUUGUUUUUGGUUCAUUUUGUAUUACUUUUAUAUUAUUUCGUCUCUCCCUGAUGGAUAAUAAACAUAUAAUGUUGCA